CCUGCGGCCGCCCGCGGCCAAGUGCGCGGGGGCGGAGCGGCGGCGCCGGCCCGAGGAGCCGCAGAGAGAGCUGGCCCGGCGGCCCGCGGGGAUGCUGCGCUACAGCUCGGGGCUCACGGUGACCGCCACCACCCCCCGGAGACCGCCUGACGACGGCGGCCGCUCCCGGCGGAAGAUGAAUGUGUGUAGGCUACGUUUAACAGUGCCACCUGAUGAAGUGUCACAGCCUGAACAGGGACCAAAGGAAACUGAGAGAAAGAAAAGUGAGCUCUACCAUGUUCCAAAUGGGAUGUCUCCAGGGAAGCUCUCUCAUGGGAUGGUGUAUGGUGUUGUGCACCGAACUGACAACAACCAUAAGAGAGAAAUGGUGGUGUAUGGCUGGUCAGCUGAUCAGCUGAAAGAGGAGAUGAAUUACAUUAAAGAAGUGAGAGCAACUCUGGAAAAAGUAAGAAAGAAAAUGUAUGGUGAAUAUGAUGAAAUGAAACGAAAAAUACAGCAGCUUACAAAUGAACUGAAAGUGACAAAUGCUCAUCAGGAAUCCUUAGAGAAUCAUGUGCGAGUGCAGGCUGCAGCCUUAGAUAGCUUUAGUGAAAUGAACAGCUCCUUGACAUCAGCAUCAAUAGACUUGCAGAAAACUCUAGUGGAUGUUACAUUGGAGAACACAGACAUAAGGGAACAAAUAAGGAAUUUAAAACAUACACAUGAGCAAUCUAUGGAAAAGUUGAGAGAGAAGCAAAAGCAACUGGAAACGGCACAAAUUGAAAAUCAGUUACUGAAGUUAAAGGUGGAGUCAUCGCAGGAAGCCAAUGCUGAAGUCAUGAGAGAGAUGACCAGAAAGUUGUAUAGUCAGUAUGAGGAAAAAAUGCGAGAAGAGGAACAGAAACACAAGGCUGAGAAAGAAAUGCUGCUGGAGGAAACAAAUCAGCUUCUGAAGGCUAUUGAAGAGGCAAAUAAGAAGAUGCAGGUUACAGAAACAAGCAUACAGGAGAAAGACCAGAGAAUUGGUGAGCUGGACCGGCUGAUUGAACGCAUGGAAGAGGAACGUCACCAGUUGCAAAAACAACUUGAAUUAAAUGAACUACAAAUAUCUGGAGCAAAAUCUGAAAACAACUCUGACAGUGAAAGGUCACAGCAUUUGGAGGAGGUAGCAGCCAGCUUGAGAGAGCGGAUCAAGCAUCUGGAUGACAUGGUUCACUGCCAGCAGAAGAAAGUCAAGCAUAUGGUUGAGGAGAUUGAAAUGCUAAGGAAGAAAGUAAAAGAAAAGGAAUUAUUUAUAAUACAGCUUUUAGACAAAAUCUCUUUCUUAGAAUGUGAGAAUAAAGAAUUACAAGACAAACUGGACUACUUAAUGGAAAACCAACAAAAGACCAAUAUAGAGACCAGAGAUACUGGUGUAGAAUGUGAUCUUCCAUACAGGAAGUUCAUUGCUAGGCUUCCAGAUAAGGGUAAGAAGAUCUCUGAUUUUGUUGAAAAGCUGAAGCUUGCCAUUUUCCAAGAAGAAGAAGUAGCCAGGACAGCUGAGCUGUUAUCUGCUGUCAGGUUGGAGUUUCAGGCAAAACAAGAGGAGAUUAAUACAAGCAAACAGGAAGCUGUCCUAACUGAGGACACAGUGGACAGUGCAGAUUCCUCAGUCAUUAAUGAAAACUCUAACAUUAAGGACAUUUCUGACACUUCUGCUGAAAGGCAGGAGGCAGAAUGUGUUGAAGAAGAUGCCACAAAUCCAGCUUUGGAAAAUCACAGUAUUCAGAGGAAAAAUCAUAAAGCAAAGACUGUUGCAAAGGAUCUGAAUCAUUUUUGUGAAGAUGUCUCCAAGUCAGCCUCAAGCAAUCACCUGAACAAUGAUCAGCAAGUGUCCCAGAGCAGUACUGAGGGUGGGACAGAAAGUACAGCUGCUUUGGACAAUAGUAAAGAAGCCUUGGUUGAUGCCUUUCAAAGAGUUACAAUUGCAGAUGGGGAAAGCAGUGAAAAAAUAUUGGAAAAAGAGCAGGAUGUGGCAAAACACAAGGGCAAUGUAUUUGGAAGGCAGCAUCCCAAGACACCACAUUAUAUUGAGGUUCUAGAGGCCAGAGCCAAGAAUCCAGUCAUAAAAAAACCCAAAUUUAAAACAAAUGCACUAUCAGGAGAGCAGAGUGGGUCAUCUCAUGGUUCCUCAUCCAGUCGAUCUCCCGGGGGAUUUGGCUCUCCAGUUCCUCCAGAAGAGAGAAGACUCAGAGAUAAGAAACAUUUGGAUGACAUCACAGCAGCUCGACUGCCACCACUUCACCACUCCCCUGCCAAGCUGUUAUCCAUAGAGGAAUCCAUAGCAAUUCAGAUACAGCAAAAAGAAGCUUAUGAGGAAAUGCAAGCCAAGCUUGCAGCACAGAAGCUUGCAGAGAGACUGAAUAUAAAAAUGCUCAGGUUUGAACCAGAGGGGGAGGCCUCAAUGCAGUACAGAGAAGUGAGAGAUGAAGAUUAUUUUUCAGCAGAAGACUGAAUGCAUGAAGUCUGUGGAUGAGCUGUGUAACUGAUCUUUAUGCAGUAUUUCUAAAAACCCAAACCUGAAUAUUGAGAAUGCUUCGUCUAGUCAGUUUUUUCUUAAAAUUUUCACAUGACAGCUCCAGGAAGGGUUCAGUGCAGAGUUGCAGGCUAGGAUGGGUCAGCUAUAAGAGCAAGUUUCUUCUGUGCAGAAAUGUGAUUGCAAAGGGCUUUGGCACAAAACAUGUCCAUAAAGAAAGCUGGGGUGUCUGUGAACUGCUGACAUGUAUGAAAGCUCUUGUCUUCUAUAAAUGUGGGCUACUUCUUUUACCUAUUUAUUAUUACCUUUCAUGGUAUGGUGAAAAUACCUGCCCAGAGAGUUACAGUAAGUGUCUGAUCUUUGGGCUGGAACCACACGAGAACUUAUUUCUCUGCCUGCACCUUAAAAUAACACUUGCUGCCCUUAAGUUGUAAACAGCUAAGAAUUUAAAGUUAUUUUGUAACUCAAAUUCUGUUUGGGCUUUAAGGGACUCUGCUGUUUGGUUUUUGUUUAUUAUGGCAAAGCACAUCAAGAGAUCAAGUUCAUCUGAAGACUUUACUAUUCUUAUUAAAGAUUUUUAUGUUUUUCUGUAUUUUUGUACACUGCUUUUAUACUUUGGAUGUACUAUUUUUUCAUAGUCCAAUACUGUAAAUUAAGAGAUCCACCCUGGUUUUCUUGGAGGAAGUGUUGUGUGCAUUUUUAAGUUUUGGCUGUUACUUGAAGACAAAAAACAACCUUUCUUACAUGACCAUGAAUAUGAAAAUACGAAUUUUGAAAGAUAAGGAACACACCUGACAACUGCUUCAUAAUGGUAUUUUCACUGUGGGCUAGGAUUUUCUGAGCCUAGUUUGAGUUCAGUUCUUAAAAAAAAAAAACCUCAGAGAUUCCUUGUAUAGCCUGGCAAUGCCUGUUUUCCAGGAUGCUGCCACAGCUGUGUGUGCAGGGCUGUCCCUGUUCUGCAGGAAUGAUAUCUUUGGAAACCAAGGCUGCUCCAGCUGCAAGUCAUUUAAAAAGCUGCACGGGAUGAAAAUGUGGGAGGAAGGUCUCAGCCACUUCUUGAGUGCAGGCAGCCCUUCCCUAGCAGGCAGUAACUCUCUCCCAAGUGCUCCAAGCCCUCCUGGGCAGUCCCUGUGGCACAGUCUGUACCCUGGCACUGCAGUUGGACAGGUGGAACUGCUGCUAAGCUACUUGUGAUAUUUUUUGACUAGGUCAUCUCUUGCUCCUUCCUGAACCCUUUCCUCUUGCAGCCUUCUGGUUCUCAUUGUUCAUUGGCUUCUCAUCAGCUGCUCUUCCCUUUUUCUCAUUAGGCUUACUUGCUGUCACUAAACCCAAUCCAUAUUCUGCCUCCCUGCACCACCCAUUCCUUUUCCAAUGACAUGCUGCUGUGUGUGUCUGUGUGUGACUCCUGCCAUGUGUCAUGCAUCCUCCUGCCAUUGCUAUCUUACCUUGCUUUCUGGAACUCUAUCUGAAUACCAGCUGUGCACCUCCUACAUGCCUCAGUCCCUUGAAUACCUCACAGAGACCUCAAUAUCUUUGUAGUUUUGCCGUGACUGCUCUCCUGAGGCUUUCCUUAUUUCCUGAUUUGGUUUUAGACUGUGCAGAUGUUUGUCAUUUCCAGGCCUUCUCACCUUUCUACCUUCUUUUCAUACUUGGGUUUUUUUCCUUCCUCUCUUGUCUAUGCUCCUUCAUCCUCCCAGCUUCUCACCAUCACUUGCCUUUGUCAGCACAAUCCUUUGGCUUGUUUUCAGCCAUUCACAUUCAUCCCUCAGCAUCCCUGUUGAUGACCCAGUGGAUCUCAGUUGUAUCUAUUUCUGUUCAGCACGUGGCUCUGACUCACAGGUCAGAUGAGUGAUCUCUUGUGGGUGCAGCUCAUCUCUCAGAUCAGUGCUUUCCAUGCUGCCACCUGCUUGUCCAGCUGCAUCUUGUCAUCAGCCCUCCCAUUAUUGCAGUCUGUACUGCUCAAGGACAAGGAGUCUAGGAAUUGUGUUUGCUUUCCCUUUGCUGUUUCAUGAAACAAAUUACCACUUCCAUGCUGUUUGCAUCUUUUCCCCUGGUUGGCAUCCUUGCCCUUAUCCUGUACUGGCUGUGCUGUCACACCUCUGUGAGAUGCUGUGUGUGUUUUCUCUCUGCUGACUUUUCUGUGUUGUUGGAAUUCACACAAAGCUAUGCAGUUAGGGAGUUGUUUUCUAGAGUACUGAAAUUUACCUCUACCUAGGCUUCUGCUGAGCACACACUUCUGCUAACUAAACCAACUCUUUUUUUUUUUUUUUUUUUUUUUUUUUUUUGUACUAUUAACACAUACUUUUGCUCUCUAAACUUUAAAUCAGAGGCAGUUUUCUUGACCUUUAUUUUGAUAGCAUUCAGCAUGUUGGGCUUUUGCCAAAAUGAUCCCUGCAUGGGCAAACUUCACCCUUCAGGGGAGGUAGGGUGGGGUGGAAUUCACUGUGGUAACAGGUGAAGUUCAUUAUGUGUUCGUUGAACAAUCAGCAGCUGUUCAGUGCAGUUUUGGGGAGUUCUUGUGUGAAUACCAAACCAAGCUAAAGGUAUGAAUUUUAAGUUAUUAUUUUAAAGUUUGCAAAACCUAAAAGCUUUCUUGGGGGCUGUUGCUUCUGAGCAGAGGUAUGCACUUUGAAUUAAGAUUCUGUGAAUGAUAAGAAAGCAAAAUCAGGUUUAAAGAGUCCUGUGUUGAGGACGUGCAAUCUUGAAGUCUGUGAGAGGUUAGAGCACAAGAGGAUCGUGAAAGGAUUUGCUGGAUAAUGAAAGGAUGAAUCAUUAGAUUGAGUAUGGUAUUGCUGUCGUGUAUUUCAUUGUUUCCCAGUUCUAGAUCAUGUCAAAAUGUAUAUUGAGAGCUGAGGUGUAGUAGUGCAUUUUAUUUAAACGGUAUGCUCUGUCUCAGCCCUCCAAAAUGUAUGGUAUAUCCCAAGCCCGUGGUCCUGCCCUGAACCAUCGUGUAUCUGUCAUCCCAUUGGCCCAAGUCUGAUUCCGCACCCAUUUUCAUUCUCCCUCUUAAACCGUGCAAGCAAGACCUGUCGCUCUCUUAGCCUUUCUCCCCUCUUAGCCCCUUUUUCUCCCCUCUUCUCCCUCCCCUAGGCCUUUUCCCUCUUCCCCUCCCUCCCCCUUUCCCCUUCCUCCCCUUCAGUAACCACCGUGCUCCCAGGGAUGUGAUCCCCAAUAAACCCUCAUCAAUCAGCACCCUCAGAAGCCGUGUGGAGUCUCCUUGCCUGCCUGCUGCUGCCAGCCAGCUCACAGCCUAGGGGAACCUCCAGGGACAGCCCGGGGUGCCCCCCCAAAAUGAACCACAACACUGAGGAGCUUGUUCUCUGUUUUGAGAAUGGACUGCUAUAUUGGAAUGGGUUGUUAACACAGUAAAAAUAAGAAUGGAUAAUAUAUUUUUGAAGUUGUUCAUGUGAAUAAUGUUUUGUUUUGACCAUGUAAAAUUUAGAAGAGAAUUGGAACUCUUGUGCUUCAGUGCUUUACGAGGAAAAGGAAACUAGGAAAGCAUUGCUAUGUAGGAAAAGAAAACUAGGGGUCCAAAUGGAUGAGGAAAGACCUGAGAGACCUAAAGCUGGCCAGUCUUGCAGGUCUGAGAGAUGGCACAGAGACACAGCUUAAAUGUGGCCUGUGGUCAGAGAGCUGCAGCAUGUGAGGCAGGGAUGUGUGCAGCGCCAGCUGCAGGCCCUUGGUUUCUGCAUUGCUGGGGUACCUGAUUCCCAAACUGCUCAGAAGAAAAGCCCUGUAGAUUUUCUGUGCAGCAGCUUUAACCUUUCUGAGGGAGCGAACAUGUAAUCUGGCUUGCCUGCUAUGGUGAUAUCAUCUAGACGAUUUAGCCACCUAAAAUUUUAUGCUAGGUAUUUAGAAAAUAACAUUUGAAGAAAAACCUAAAUACUGCUGGACUUUAAUUAUUUUUGGCAGACUUUGAGAAUGAGGGUAGAAAGUACACAGUUGUUUUUCCUGUUUUUUAGAGUUCUUUUGAUAGUGUUCUGGCUUGUGGACUACUUCUAAGGGCCACAUAAUCAAAAAAAGUCAGUGACAGUGAGCUGUGAGCCUCCUGUGUGGAGGAAACGGGGCUGGUAAAUUGAGAGAACUUGGAAACUGUGGCUCAGUGCUGUGGAAUUUCUGAACCUGCCGCAGGGACACAGUAUCAGGAGUCAGGGAGAACAAUACCCAGACAUUACUGCCUGAUGAAUCAAAAGGUGAGUGGGAAGCCACAGCAAGAGCUGCUCACGGUCCCUGAGCAGACCCGGGCAGCAGUCUGGGGGUUUCUGUGUGGAUCUCCAGGCGCACCACAAGCUGGCAGCCUUCAGCAGCCUCCCGGCAGCCGGCCCUGAGCAGCGCGGAGCAGCGCGCUCCCUGCUGUGGGUGUGCCUGUGGCUGCAGCUCUGCUCCUCUGCAGCUCCACUGCAGAGCCAGCUCGGCACCCAGGAGCCUGCAGGUCAUGAGCCACGCUGGGCUUUGCCAGUGAAAAUUAUCUGUAGUAGGACCCAGUUCUGGCAUGGUUUGGGUGGUGUCUGGCUCAUCCUCUGCCUUUGGCAAGUUAGUGCCUGCAAGGCGUGUGCUUGGGCACGGGGAAUUGCAGCUGGCCUUUUAUUGCAAAUGCAAAUGAAUGGCUUUAAGAGGACAAGCGGAGGGAGUGCUGAGUUGGAACAAGCUGUGUCCUAUCCUGUGGACUCUACUGUAGGAAAAGGCAGCUUUUCUCAGUUUUCCCAGCCCUGCUUCUUUUUCAGAGCAGGAUAAGAAGCAUAUUUUCUCCAAAGUAUGUUGUAAGGACAAAUUUUUCAGGGUGUAUGUGUUGCACUUUGUAGUCCUGUUCCAGGGAGGUGCUAACUGAUCCUUAGUUUCCCUUAGUUUGUGGUUUACAGGUUUUUUUGCAAAUUCACUGCUUUUAGGUGAUAUGUGUGGAGAUCACCAUUGAGAUUUCGUGGUCUCCUAAUGUUUGGGUUUAGGUUGUGAACUCCCACGUUCUGGAAGGGAAAGGAAGUAGAAAAGACAGCUGCGUGAAUACAUUUGUUUUGUUGUGGUAUUGUUUGUUUUUAAGUCAGCUAAUGAUUGUGUUUGGUUCUCAUUCUCUGCAGUGCUAUGUCACUGCUGCCACUGUGGUGGGCAAAUGUUAACUGACUGCAGCCCACACAUUUUCCAAUCACAUUGACUUUUCAUGGGGCAUGGAUGCACAUUUGACUCCUUUGUAAAUCCAUACUGUAAUUAUUAUUAUUAUUAUUAAUGCAAAGUUUUAGAGACAUUUAAUAAUCUCUUGUUUAAAGCAGCUGUUCUGAUCACUUGGCUAUUAAGUUUUCACUAAAUUGCCCUUUGAUUUAGUGAAGCAUGAAAGCUUCACUGUAAUACUCAGCUGAAGUCAAAGCUUGAUUCCUCCAGGAACAUUUAUAUGCAAGUGCUCUGUUGAACUGGGAUAUUGGCUGUGUGUUUUGUUUAAUCUCUGUGUGCAAGGCAAUUUGUGAAUAAGAGUUGUGAACCAGUUACUGGAUGUGAGGAGACACAAAUGAACCCAGUGAAAUGCAUGUGGGAAGCAAAUUGAUUUUCAACUUGCUAGAAUCAUUGAACUAAGCAUUUCACUUCUAAUCACCUAAUAUGAGUGAAUGUGUCCUGCAGCAGUAAGCUUCAGAGCAGUUUCUUGACAGGAAAAUUUGUAGGAAUUUGUAUUGACACCCUCAUUGCUUUUCUUUCAGGUUUAUAUUGGAGACCAUAAUUGUGUCAUGCAUGAAUUGGCAGAUCUCCACUGAAAUCUUGAGGGAUAUAAGUGGAGCCAUAAUGCUUAAUGAACAUAUUCCUAUUUCCUCCCUCUCUCCACACAGCUGGUAUUAAUGUACUUGCUUAUUAGAUCAAGACAGUGAUAUAAUGUGGCAAGUGGUUGCAGUCCAAGGUUUGCUGAGGCUCUGAAGCUGAGUACUUGAUAGGAAAUAUUCUUUACACACUUCUAAAUAGAAAUUUCAUUUGUAAAAUUUUUGUACUUUUUUUUUUCCCUGAAAAAAAUGUUUUCUCAAUUGUUACUUGAUGAGAGUAACAUACACAUUAAAUUUACUCAGAGAGUAGUCAGACAGUGGUGGGAGUACUGCAGCUCUGGCUUAACAGCAGAAGAUCUCCUGCACUAAUUUCUGAAUUGAAGCUGUCAUCUGCCCUGCCUGACCUGUGCUGCCCUGGGCCCAAAUACUGUGACAAACCUUGUACUGCAGGAUCACAGCUGAGUCUGGAGGUGCAAUGACACCAUCUCUAGGGGAUCUUGGUGAGGGAGACUCUGCAAGGCUGAAUGCUCAGCUGUUAGGGCUUUACCUGGUAGGUGGAUACACCUUCCCAAACUGACACUGUAAGGAGAGUAAAUUACACAGUCAAUGAGAUUUACAUUACCAAGUCAUUUAAGCAGUUUUCCAUUGCAGUUGCCAGGUGCCUGUCAAUGAGAACUAAAAUUCCUCACCAAGAGAGGAACCUGGUAUUGGUACCUGGGUACUAACUUGAAAACAUGAAACAGCAUUGGCACUCUUUCCUUCAGCCAUCUUAUAACACUACUGCCACUUAUAUUAAAUUAACAUUGAUUUUAUUCUGUAUUCUUACAAAUCUCUAAAAUUUAUUCUUCCAGAAUUUGCCUACAAUGAAAUAAACCUCCUGAUUUUGGGUAACAGAUAAUAUAUAUAAACAUAAGCUGGGUUAUCUGGCCAUUAUUUGUAUUUGAAUGUAUGAAACCUUCAGGGACUGUGUGAUAAGCUCUUUCUGUUACCACUGUUACGAGUGGUCUGUGUUGUCUCCUGGUUACUAUAAAAGUCUUGAUGUAAUUCUGGUUUCCAGAGUUACAAUCCAUCAGUUCCAUUUGUAAUUAUGUGGGAAAUUAUUUUGUCAUUGGCUUUCUCCCUGCAUCUUCCUUAUGGGGGAGAAAAAAACCAAAUCCAAGCCACACAGAUUCAUAAAGCCUUUCUUAUAUGUAAUAAUAUUUUCUUUACUGACCCAGGUUAUUUCAUAUUGAUUAGAAGUUCCUAAGCCUUGGUUUCAUGUGUCUUCCUCAGAACUGCUUUAAGUUGGCAUUGUACUGAUUAUAGGACUGCUUGAAUGAUAGCUGAUGAUAAAUAUUAUCCGUGCACAGACAUUGGGCAUCAUCAUGUGUCAUGUCUGCAGACCAGUUUUUUGCCUGCACGGCAGAUUUUUGUGGCUGUGAGCCAGGAAUUUUAAUGAAAGAAAACAUCAAAGAUGCAGAAGAAAUGAGAAUAUUAGUCAAGGAAGAUACACAGUGAUGCUCUCUGAUAACCCCUGGUAAUUGACAUUAGAACUAUGUGGGAGCAACUUAAAUAAACAUCUGGACACUGAGUUUAGACAUUUCCAGUGACAAAACCCAGACAGAUCUUCUGGACUUGCAAUAAUAAAUAUUUCAGCGCAGUCCACAUGAAUCAACUUAGAAUUCUGUUUUCAAUUAUUCUAGUUUUAUAAAUAUAUCAUAGUUAAUUAUUCAGGGAUACAGUUUCUUUUGAAGAUUAAGGAAUUUGAUGGUUGCUUCAUUCACAUAAAGUUCCAUUUUUUAUUUGUACCAAACUUACUUCUGUUUGUACAAAAACAAUAAUGCAAGCUUGCCAGAAGCCAUUAAAGUAGAAUGCAACUGAACUUUUCCUGGAGUGGAAGGGCCUUUUCUGAAAUUCCUGGCAGUGCACUUUACUUCAUUCCAGCUAUAGUAACCACUUAAAUUAUGCUGAAAAGAAAAUAAUAAAAAAUCAUUUUUAAAAGUUAUUCUCAAUAUUUAGAAGAGACUUUAUUUUUUUACUUUUGGUAAUGUGAUAGUGCUAAGAAUGUGGUAUCCCUUACAAACAGUGAAGAGAUGUUUAUAUCUACCAAAGUAUUUUAAAAAGAUAAUAAUGGAGCUACUAGACUGAAUGGAAUACUGGUUACAGUCCAGGUCUGAUCCUGGUAGUACAACUGUGAGGAGUCAAUGGCUAGCAAAAACAUGCUUAAUUUUUGUAUUAUCUCUGUAUUCUUUAGAGAAGCCUCUACUGUGGGCUCUAAUUGCAAAACCACUUAUUUCAGGAGGAAUGAAUCAUGUCUCUGAGGUCGAAGAGUUAUUUCCACAUUAUAUUAAAAUUACUAUAUUCAUGCUUUUAAAAUAAUAAUAAUUAUUAUUAUUAUUUUGAGAUUAUAUGUACCUUUGUUACUGGGGGCCCUGGACAAAAUGAGGAAUUCUUCUGAAAUGUACUCAGUAUUUAGUAAUCUUCAAUUUCCACUUUCAGUUUAAUUUAUGCUUCCCCACAGCCCAGCCUGUCAACAUCAGCACGUUUCUGCAGUUCCCUGCCCUGGCUGUCACUAGCAAGAGCACAAGUGUAAGCUGGCUGCCAGCGUUAUUGAGCCACUGGCCGAGUUGUACUAUACCACUGGGUUAAGAAAGUUUUAGGGGACUACUGUGUUAGUCUGACCUUUCAGAGGCAGGAGAGGCAGACACGAGUUGAGUACAAUUCAGAAAGUCUCUCUUGUGCUGGCUGACAAAGUAGUUUCUGCACCAGGCUGGGCUCGUGUGGCAGUUCAGGUUAGAAGGGACCUCAGGAGAGCUCCUGGCUAGGAUCCUGACAAAGCAGUCAGUUCUGAGGCCAGGUGACAUUGCUCACGGCCUUAAUCCAGACUGGCCUUGGCAACCUCCAAGGAAGGAGACCAUACAGCUUCUCAGGAUAACCUGUUCCCAAAUAUGACUGUCCUCCUGUGAGGCCAGGGACAAAGCCUCUCCUUGUUCAGCUUAUGCCUGGCUAUGUUUUUUGCUGAUGUCCUUACAGGUACUGGAGGAUGCUGUUCAAUCCCCUUGAGGUCUCCCCUUCUGCAAGCUGAACAGGUACACUGCUGGCUCAAGCAGCUCGCUCUUUACCAAGACCUUCAAGGCCUUUUCAGCAGGGCUGCUCCACAGCUUGUCAUUUCUGGGCAAACCCUAGGCAAGCAUGUCAGGAAGUUGUAGGCUGACAAGUGUAUUGUGUUUGGUUCUGUCACAGCUCUCUCAGAUUAAUAAAGAAUGUGUAUUGUACUUGGUUCUGUCUCAGCUCUCUCAGAUUAAUAAAGAAUGUUUUCUGCUUUCAUAUUUUAAAAACAAAAAAGUAACCUAGACUCCGAUCAGGGUAGCCAUGCUAUCCAAAACUUCACUGUUAAUUAAAACAAGGCAAUUUGUGCUUUGUAACCCUUUCUACAUACUAUAAAAGUGAUGGAUAAGGAAGCACAGUGAAAGCUAUAAAUCAGCCUUGAGUUUGAUAAUCUAAUAAGAGCAUCUCUUUGGCAGUUUCACCUCUUGCUCAUUGAUCUAUAGCUUACUAAUUAAUUUUCCUUAGUUUUAUCCUUGUGUUUAUUAGGAUACCUAAUUCUUUAUUGCUAAAACUAUGCACCGGAAAUUUGUAGUGUUAUAGUUCAGACAGUGCAAUUUAUUCAUUGUUAUAGGAAAACAGAGGAGGAAGACAAAUUAUUUAGAAGUUUAUUACUUAGAGAGGUGCACUUGAGCAAAGACAGAGAAUAAAGCAGAAUGGAUUUUCAAGGGAAGAUGUACGUUGUGAAUGUUAAGCAGCUCUUGUAACAGAGGAAUUAUGUGUUGAAUGAUUCCCCCUAGGAAAGUGUUCAGUUCUCAUCUGCAGGUGCUCCCAGAGCACUGACUGCAGGGAGCAGCUCUGCACUGGAGAGGUAAAUGGAUAAUGGGAUGUGGGGAGGUUGCUUUGUGUAUGCUGCCCAUGCCAUGACUGCAGCAUUCCCCUCUGUCACAGGGCAGCUGCUCUUUCCAGCUGUAUUUGUGGUUAAAACCUGAGGGUAUGGUUUGGAUACCUUAACUCUCAUGGAAUUUAAGGGAAAUUGCUCAUCAGAUCCUGAAUCUGAAAUACAUUGAUAGUUCUGAUUUUCUCCUGCACUUUUGUUUUCUGAUCUUGCUGAAAGGAUGGGGCAGUAUGGGUAAAUGCUUUGCUUAUCAGCUCUGCCCCAUUCCAACAUUACUUUUUCCCAAGGAGGAAAAAUGCUGAUAAAAAACAGUAAUAAAAUUAGUUUCAAAUCAUUUGUAGCAGAUGAAAAUUCUUUAUAUGCAUUCUUUUUGUGCUUUGUCUAAAGGCAAAAGAGCUCAAGCUCUGUCUUGACCCUUCAUUUGACUCAAACUACCACACAGUACAGAGGAAAUGAAGUUUAUAGGUUUGUACUUAAUGGCUGUUGAGACACUUGACACAUGUACAUUUAAAAUGUUAACUCAUUUCUCUAUUUCAGUGUUUUUAUUUCCUAAAUGAUUAUUAAGUUUUGUAGAGAUCCAAAGAUAACAAACUUCUAGGUAGUACAUAUAUUACAAGCUGAGUUUUUUGCUCAUGUGCCACAUACUUAUAUCAUAUGCAGAUAAAUUUGAAAAAUGAAAAGAAAGCAAGAUGUAGAAAAAAUGUUAAGUAAAUAAUUCAUUAGAUGGUAAAGUUCUCACUUUCUUUAUAAAUAGCACUUGGUUUAAAACAAACAAACAAACAAUCAAAAAACCCCAACCAAACCCCGCAGCUGCAACCAAAGCAGCAAAGAGCAUGUAUUGUUAUUAGGUUAUCAGAAUCCUCCUGCAGAAAAGAGUACAGGUCAGGUAUAGUAGACAGAUGUUAAGAAGAGCUCUGUUCUCUCUCUUGCAAGCAGUUCUCAUGCUUAUCAAUUGUGUUUGGCUUUUAGAAUAAAGGUAAUUGGCAAAGUACCAUGUCAUAUUUCAUCCAUUAUGCCUGUCUUAUGAAGUAUCACACACUUCUUCCUAGAAUAGGUGCUCCCCCUCCUCUCCAGAGAUCAGACUCUGCUUUUACUUGUGGAAUGGGUCUGUGGGAGGGUCACCCGAACUGCACUCUUCCUAUCUUUUAAAAACAGGGAGAUGAGAGAUAAAGUUUCAUAGGUCUGGAGAGAGCAGCAGUUUGUAUUUCAGUCGGUGUCACAUCUGUCUGACUCGUGUAUGUGGUCCAUAACUCUCUGCCACGUCUUUGGAGGGAAGUGCUCCAGAGGACUUGGUGUGCUCUUUUUUGUGCUUUAGUGUGUUAAGAAAGAAUAGCUCCAAAAUAUUUGGAGGCUCUAGGAGUCCGUGAUGUAGAGAUUAGGAUGAAAACCCAGCACACCUUUUCCAGAUGUGUAAAGAAGGACAGUAUGACACUCAUUCUUAAACCUAGCCUAUACUUAUGUUCCCUGCUAAAUUGAUGUCUAAGUAAAUAGCUUUACUGGUGGAGUAGAGGAGACAUGAGAGUCAGGUUACACUUUAUCACAGAACUUGAUAUGAAAUCCAUACUUUGUUCCCUGGACAGUGCAGUGAGAUGGAUAUCUGUAGUAAUGUAAGGGGAUUUGUAGGAGUGCUAUAUGUCACAGGGCUGCCCUGGAUCAAAUAGCAUUUAAAUACAUUGUACAUGGGCUUUGAUCAAGGACCACGGGGCCACGGCUAGCCCAUGGAGCACCAGGAGACUCACACACAGCCUGCCACUGCAGCAGGAAAUGUUUUCCCAGGUUAUGGUUUUACUGUUAUUAAAGCCGGAGAUGUGCAGUACAGGAUCACCCAACUAGUACUGACUAGUUAAACCAGGAUACUGUGUGGACACACAACUUACUCCUGUUUUCUAUGUAGCUGGAGCAGUCCCAGGGUGAUGGCUAUGCUGCCUUUAUGAUUCUUUGCCAGCUGUGUAAGGACAGUACUGGAUCUGGCACACAGCUUGCCAGGGGAAGAGUGUUUCUCAGACCAGCUGGAACAACUGAGACUCAUGUGAUCAGUCUGAAUCAGUGUUGCUAUUGUUUCAUAUGUUUUGUUUGUGGUUGGACUAGGUGCUUAAACCCAGGUGGUGUCUGAUUGAGGACAGUCCCAAUUUGUGCAUCUGUCUGAAGAGUCGAUGUCCCCACUGUGAUCAUCCUGUUCCCCACUGCAGAGCUGUGCCAUACAAGGCAUUUAGUGGCUUUUGUUUUUGUGCCAAUGUUUCAAGGAUGCCAUAGUAAUUUUAAAACCUAAGGUAGAGAGAAACCAUUUUUUUCCCCUCCCCACAAAACCAGCCUUGUUUGGGAUUUGUUUUAGGGUUUGAAAAUGGUAACUAGUGUUUUGUGUAAUUAAUGCCCUCCAUGAGGCACCUGUGUGGCACCAGGCAGCACCCCAGAACCCUGCCUGGCUUGACAGGGCGAUGGAAGCAAUGGAAUCUCAUUAGCACCAAGCUCUGCCUGGGUUAAUGAAGCCCUGCUAAUGAACAAUGUUGUGCUAGGUAGAGUAACCUCAUGUCAGUAGACUAACUAACCAUGAUCAGUUUGGAUAUUAAGAGGGUUUGAAAAUAUCUUCUGAUAUUUUUAUUGAUAAUACAGGUAUAUGCAACCUUGCCUGAUCCUAUUUCUGUUCCCAUUGCUUGAGGAAUAUAGCUGGCCUGUUUGUAGCUUCUGACUAAUGGCAACUCUAACACAAUUUUCUGUGGAUUUAUGAUGCUCAGCCAAGCUGAUAUAAUCAUGUAAUAAAGAUCUAUUUUUUUCCUGAUACUUUAAUUAAAUAUCAGAGCUCCUUACAGAGCUUCAGAAGAGGGGAAGCAC
Molecule: messenger RNA, 14980 nt
Organism: Pyrgilauda ruficollis (rufous-necked snowfinch)
Lineage: Eukaryota; Metazoa; Chordata; Aves; Passeriformes; Passeridae
Gene: MYZAP
Product: myocardial zonula adherens protein
Exons: 15
Coding region: 92-2473 (793 amino acids)
Biological process (GO): intracellular signal transduction; maintenance of ER location; transcription elongation by RNA polymerase II
Cellular component (GO): nucleus; nuclear envelope; intracellular anatomical structure
Molecular function (GO): transcription elongation factor activity
Source: RefSeq, a predicted model, not a curated record